CCAGGGAAAGAAGCACAAGUGUACGAAACGUUACGUUGUGCUGCACUGAGAAGUGAGAGAAAGACGAUGUUUUGUUCGACAUGGGAGGGGACUGUUACUUCUAGGACGCGUCAAAUUGCAAUUCUGAAGUAGCUCUCACGCAGCUUUGGCUGCCCAUGGAUGCCGUCAAUGUUGCGGUGAGGCUCCGGCCUCUAUUGCCCAGAGAGCCAAGCGAUGCUGUUGCUAAUUGGAAAUUGGCUGGCCGGAGUAUUACCUGUGCGAAAGUCCCGAAUGCCUCAUUCACGUUUGACCAUGUGUUUGACCAAACAUCUACCAACAGUGGCGUGUUUGAGGCCAUUGCCAAGCCCAUUGUGCAAUCAACGUUGGCAGGAUUCCACGGCACUAUAUUUGCCUAUGGCCAGACAUCUUCCGGUAAGACGCACACUAUGAUGGGUUCGAACCGCGAGCCAGGAAUCAUUCAUCUGGCACUUGACGAGAUCUUCAAUAUCAUUUCCGAGUGUUCGCAUCGUUUGAUAUUGACUUGAGCAAGCCCACCAUCAUGACCUGUGGAAGUGGCGUGACUGCGACUGUCUUGGCAUUCACAGCCUUCAUGGCCGGUCAACAGAGUAUUCCAGUAUUUGAUGGGUCAUGGACUGAAUUUGUGCAACGCGCCACCCCAGAGCAAGUUGAAAGCCUUCAAUUUCCUCUCGGUGAGGCCUAGUCCUUCCCACAAUCCACCUGGUGAGACAUUUGUCGAUUGGUGACCUACCCCAUCCACUGAUGUAGAUAUAGUUUACUUCGCCCUCCUACAACUUCUUCUGUGCUGCGGUCAUCAUCAGUGGUCGGAGGAUUCUGCUCGGAAAAUUCGCCGAUUCUGCUUUUAUGCUGCUCGCAAAAGACCAAACUUCUGCUCAUACUAGUUCUGCUCAUAAUUCUGCUCCUCUUGCAUGAUACAUAGUAUUGGCCUGGGCUAUGCUGCCGGGCUUCUUUUUUCCUUGGUUCUCUCUUUUCCUGUAUUAUGGCGACUGCAUACAAAGCAGUCUUUCACAACGGUCUUUUCCAAAGCGAUCACGGUGUGGAAACCACACCAUACAGCAGGCGACACAACUAGCAUUUCGGUCGGGAACUCCUCCGCUCUCUGCUUUGGGCUUGCAUUCACUUGUGCACUCUGCCCAUAUGCGACUCGGGUCGUUUGGCUUCAGUGCAAUCUUUGCCAGUCCUCAGAGGCCAUAGACCGCUGUUGCGAUACAGUUGAGUCAAAAGCCAGCCUCAGCAAGAACUUGCCACUGUUCGCCAUCGUCCAGAACAUCAACCUCCAAGUCCGUUCCACAGUCGAGUGAACGAUCGAGGAUUGAAAGAUCACCUUAUUUAUGCCAUUACUUUCCUCAAACUGAGUGAAAGCGUCAACGUUGGAUCAGGCAUAUGUCACAAUGACGGACUGCACGUCCAUGACUACAUUAAUUUUGUGUUCUAACUUGCAGACUACAAACAGGCUGUGAAGACGGAUGGGUGCACUACAGAGUACCGGCAGGGAUCGGUGUCUGGCCAGCACUUUUGCUGCUUCUGCUGUGUGCGUGGACGGUUACAAAUACAGUAGUAUGCAGUAGAUGUCGACACUGUAGAUUACCAGGUGCUGUUUUGCAAGCCCAGUGCUGUGGGCAGGUGCGGAUGAGCUGAUUACGUGGUGCGUGUGCAUGAUUAUCUUAAUUUGUUAGGUGAAAUCCUGCAUUUCUGCUCCAGUAAAGCUCUUUAUUGGCCUAUUCUGCUCCGUUUCCAGAAACCCUUGAUUCUGCUCGAAAUUCUGCCGGCAGAAUCCACCGACCCCUAGUUAAAAGAUAGUGAGAUUCCAUUGAAAUAAUUAAUUGUUCAAAUAUUGUUGUUUGGUUUGGCCAGGCCAGUACUAUUUUCUGCAUAAUGCAUAGCUGUUGUUAUUAUCACAUUAGCUGUUAGUACCCACACUUUGGUUGCGAUCAAGUUAUAGGCAUUGUCAAAACACAGCCGAGUUCAAGGGUAGUACCUGGCAUACACGUCUUUCUGCUUUCAUAAUUAUGGGCUUGGUUUAGUCCUGUAGGACUGCAGUGGU
Messenger RNA from Sycon ciliatum, 2062 nucleotides. RefSeq lists its product as uncharacterized. The coding region runs from base 156 to 524 and encodes 122 amino acids. Lineage: Eukaryota; Metazoa; Porifera; Calcarea; Leucosolenida; Sycettidae. The transcript has 6 exons. Gene Ontology annotation, molecular function: microtubule motor activity; ATP binding; microtubule binding. Gene Ontology annotation, biological process: microtubule-based movement. The record is from RefSeq and is a predicted model, not a curated record.